GCUCGGAUGUUUCCGGACGGGGGCGGAAAUGGCCGAAGGCCGGCGGCGGCGGCCAUGUUGGGAGCCGCUGCUGUGGGAGAGUGAGAUGCGCUGAGGGGAGCCGGAUCUCGGGGCGGAGAAGGCGGCUUGGCCGGGGGCAUUCGGCCUCCGGAUUUUAGCCCCGGCUCCGCGCAGCCUUCGCCUACGCGCAAGCCCGGUUGGCGGCGGCGCGGCUCGGUCCCUGCGCCUCAUCCCAGGGUUCGCCUGAGCCAUCGGGCCGGGCUCUCCUCACCGCGGCCCGGCGGAGACCCAUGUCCGAGCCCGGGCGUCCUCCGGCUCCCUGAGUCCCCCCUUCCCCCUGGGGCUCCCCCAUGGUGGUGGCUUGGCCGCCCCCCAGCGGUGUGAGGAGAGCCCCGGCCUGAGCCCCAGGAACUGCCGGAGCCGCUGGCCAAGGGGGGGCAAGAUGUCGAGCAGCGGCCGGAGCCCCCUCCCCACCGUGAAUGAGAGAGACGCGGAGCAGGCUGAGCAUUUCCUUCUCACACUCACGGACUGAAGAGCCCUGCCCAUUGCAACCGAGGGUGGGGCAGGCAACUUCCUGUGGGGGAAGAAUCGUGGGUUGCUGUAACUCUAUCCUUCCGUUCUCCUCCCACCUUGCCCAGUGGGAAGAAGUGCUAGUGGGUUAUGGUGGAAGUUUGCCUUCCUCCCUUGAUGGAUCUUGGGACUCAAAGCCAGACUACACCCUGAAGCUCUCGGUAAUCCCAGUGCUUCUGCUACCUGUGGUGCUUAUUAGAGAAGUUGCAGAGUUAGCCUGAAACUGAUGAAUUACAAAACAGGCCGGGCUCUGGGUUAGCAAUCAGGGAGAUUGCGAAAGGUGUGGCUUGCUCAGGUAUCGAAGGCGGAGUCCCAUUGCCAGUUGGUGGGGGAAGUGGCUUGCCUGGGCUGUUCCUGUACUUUGCUCCUUCUGAAGAGUUUCACUUUGGCUGCUGCCGUUUGUUACUACUCUCCUUCGCCACUUCAGAAGAGGGAUUGCGGAGGCUAACAAGGAGAGAUGAGACAGCUUUGUUCCCUGGCGUGCCUCUUCCCACAAACGCAUUCAGAAUAAGUUGGAGUUGUUUUCCCUCUCUUACCGGCUGGCUGAAGUGAUAUAAAUGAGGUGGGAGAGACGUUUCCAUUUGGGGUCCGGAAUGGAGAGCCAAUGAGAUACAGCGUCUGCCCUUCCAGACUACAGACGCUACAGAGAAGGCGCUUGCGCCACAGUUGCUGAGAUUGUGUGAAGGGAGGGGGAGAAGACGGCUUUUGAUGAGCAGAGGGAGCACAUACACAAGGCCCAUGGCUGGACCGACACUGGGCCACACAGAGUCCAAAGCCAGCAGCAAGUCCAACAUGCUGCGGGGCCGCAACUCUGCCACCUCCACCGAUGAGCAGCCGCACAUUGGGAACUACCGCUUGCUCAAGACCAUUGGCAAGGGCAACUUCGCCAAGGUCAAGUUGGCGCGCCACGUCCUGACGGGGAAAGAGGUGGCUGUGAAAAUCAUUGACAAGACGCAGCUCAACUCAUCAAGCCUGCAGAAGAGCCAGAUGCUUCAGAGAGCCAGUGCUGACACGCAGGGGCAUCACCCACAAAGGCCCUGUCUACUCUGCACCGCGCUUCUCAUCACAAGAGAGAUCAGGCCCCAAAAUACUGUGCUGGCAGCUGACUCACUCCACACCAGAGGUGGCUCCACUUCAUCAGCAUUGCCCUGGGGCAGCUCUGGCCUCCUCUGUGGCAGAAGGUGCUGGAUGAGGUGGCAUCCCUUGAGACGACUCCAUUUCCAGUCCAAGCUCAAUCUCCUGGUGGUUAAUUGCUUGUGCUGGGUUCUCUCUCUAUCUUUUAUGUGGGGGGAGACACGUUGCAGACACCUGCCCAUGACCAGCUGCCUGAAGCUCUUCCGGGAAGUGCGAAUAAUGAAGGUUUUGAAUCAUCCCAACAUAGUUAAAUUAUUUGAAGUCAUAGAGACGGAGAAGACGCUGUACCUCGUCAUGGAGUACGCCAGUGGGGGUGAGGUGUUUGACUACUUAGUAGCCCAUGGAAGAAUGAAAGAGAAAGAAGCCAGGGCAAAAUUUCGACAGAUAGUGUCUGCUGUGCAGUACUGUCACCAGAAGUUCAUUGUACAUAGAGACUUGAAGGCCGAGAAUCUGCUGCUCGAUGCCGACAUGAACAUUAAAAUAGCCGACUUUGGCUUCAGCAACGAGUUCACGUUCGGGAACAAGCUGGACACGUUCUGUGGGAGCCCUCCCUAUGCUGCGCCUGAGCUCUUCCAGGGCAAAAAGUACGACGGCCCCGAGGUGGACGUUUGGAGCCUGGGUGUCAUCCUGUACACCCUGGUCAGCGGCUCGCUGCCCUUUGAUGGGCAGAACCUCAAGGAACUGCGGGAGCGGGUCUUGCGGGGCAAGUACCGGAUCCCCUUCUACAUGUCCACGGACUGUGAGAACCUGCUGAAAAAAUUCCUCAUUCUCAACCCUAGCAAGAGAGGCACUUUAGAGCAAAUCAUGAAAGACCGCUGGAUGAAUGUGGGGCAUGAGGACGACGAGCUGAAGCCCUACAUGGAGCCCGUCCCUGACUACAAGGACCCACGGCGGACAGAGCUGAUGAUCUCCAUGGGGUACACGCGGGAGGAGAUCCAGGAGUCGCUGAUAGGGCAGAAGUAUAACGAGGUCAUGGCCACUUACCUGCUGCUGGGAUACAAGAACUCAGAGCUGGACAAUGACAACAUCACGCUGAAGCCGAGGCCUGCGGCCGAGCUGGCCAACAGUAACGCCCCCUCCCCCUCGCACAAGGUACAACGCAGCGUCUCGGCCAACCCCAAGCAGCGGCGCUUCAGCGACCAGGUUCCUGCCAUCCCCACCUCCACUUCAUACUCCAAGAAGACCCAGAGCAACAAUGCGGAGAACAAGCGCCCCGAGGAGGAGCGUGAGGCUGGGCGCAAGGCCAGCAGCACUGUCAAAGUGCCCGCCAGCCCGCUGACUGGGCUCGAGAGGAAGAAGAGCACGCCCACCCCAUCCACGAACAGUGUCCUCUCCACCAGCACCAACCGGAGCCGGAAUUCCCCCAUGCUGGAGCGGACCGGCUUGGGCCAGAACUCCAUCCAGAAUGGCAAGGACAGUUUAACCACUCCGGGGUCCAGGGCUUCCACGGCUUCCGCUUCUGCCGCCGUGGGCUCCACGCGCCCACGCCAGCACCAGAAAUCCAUGUCUGCCUCCGUACACCCCAACAAGCCCACGCUGCCCCCCACUGAAAAUAACUGUGAGGCCCAAAGACCCAGCACUGCCCCCCAGAGGGUCCCAGGGGCUUCACCCUCUGCCCACAACAUCAGCAGUGCCAUCCCAGAACGCACCAACUUCCCGCGGGGCAUCUCCAGCCGCAGUACCUUCCACGCCGGGCAACUCCGGCAGGUCCGGGACCAGCAGAACCUUCCCUACAACGUACCACCUGCCUCACCCUCUGGGAACAGCCAGGGACGCCGGGGUGCCUCUGGCAGCAUCUUCAGCAAGUUCACCUCCAAGUUUGUGCGCAGAAAUGUGUCUUUCAGGUUUGCCAGAAGGAACCCGCAUGAGCCAGAGAGCAAAGACCGAGUGGAGACCCUCAGACCUCACAUGGUGGGUGGGGACAAGGAGCGGGAUGAGAACCGGGAUGCCAAGCCUCGCUCGCUGCGCUUCACCUGGAGCAUGAAGACAACAAGCUCCAUGGAGCCCAAUGAGAUGAUGAAGGAGAUCCGCAAGGUGCUGGAUGCCAACAGCUGCCAGUGCGAGCUGCAGGAGAAGUACAUGCUGCUGUGCAUGCACGGGGCGCCCGGCCACGACUCCUUUGUGCAGUGGGAGAUGGAGGUGUGCAAGCUGCCGCGGCUGUCACUCAAUGGUGUGCGCUUCAAACGGAUAACGGGCACCUCCAUGGCCUUCAAGAACAUUGCCUCCAAGGUGGCCAAUGAACUCAAGCUUUAACCAGCCCCCUGCUGCGCUGCACCCCACGUGCCCUGGGCUGGGACGAGGAGAUCCUGAGCUGCAGGAUCUCCCCACGGCGGUGUGCCAGAGGGCACUGAGACGCAGACCCUCCUCCCUCGAGCGGGGCGCCUGGGAGGGGCAUUGGAGAUGUUCCUGCCCACCUUGCAAGGACCCACAGCCAUGCACCAGGACAGGGGGUGCAGAAACAUGCCUCCUCUCCCCCACUGCUGUGCUGAGAUGCCCCCUGGCUGUUCACCAGGAGGGGGGGCACAGCUGCCUCCCGUGCAGACAUGCACCCCCCCGCAGUGCAUGGGGGGGCUGAGAGCCGCACACUCCUCCCCUCGCAGGAUUGUAAUUAAUUGGAGAAAUGUUUAUUUUUUGAUACCCUGGUGGGGGCGGCAGCAGAGACGGUUGGUGGGGGGCGGGCUGGGGGGGGUAGCAUACCCCCUGCUGCUGCCAGCAUGGGGGCUCCAGCAAAUCGUGGUACUGCCCCUCAGAUGCCUACCAUGCUGGCCGGGAGCUCUUACCAAAAAAA
Messenger RNA from Chelonoidis abingdonii (Abingdon island giant tortoise), 4492 nucleotides. It is a transcript of the gene MARK2, whose product is annotated as microtubule affinity regulating kinase 2. Gene Ontology annotation, cellular component: cytoplasm. NCBI's taxonomy places the organism in Eukaryota, Metazoa, Chordata, Testudines, Testudinidae. Gene Ontology annotation, molecular function: ATP binding; tau-protein kinase activity. The record is from RefSeq and is a predicted model, not a curated record. Gene Ontology annotation, biological process: microtubule cytoskeleton organization; intracellular signal transduction; protein phosphorylation.